Molecule: messenger RNA, 5707 nt
Organism: Prinia subflava (tawny-flanked prinia)
Lineage: Eukaryota; Metazoa; Chordata; Aves; Passeriformes; Cisticolidae
Gene: ARMH3
Product: armadillo like helical domain containing 3
Exons: 26
Coding region: 1314-3470 (718 amino acids)
Cellular component (GO): cytosol
Source: RefSeq, a predicted model, not a curated record
UAUCAAGAAGAUUGAAUAAUGUUUUCUUUUUUGUUUGUUAAUUCUUCUUCCAUCUUAGUUGGGUACAUAGACCUACUAGGCUAAAGGAAUUAUUUUGGUCUUUACAGAAGGCUGUGGUGCAGUACUUGCUAAGCUUUCUUCUGUCAGUGUGUCUCAGGGCUCUUCCCAUUCUCACUCCAGCCCAUAACCAGCCAGCUGGUUCCCUUUCUAGUGGGAAGACAGCACCUCUCUGCCUAUGUAAAUGUUAGCUUUUCAGGUGUGAGAUAUGCUGCUCUCUGUCCUACCCUUUUCCCAUCCUGGCAAAGCUCCUCCCCUUUGCACCUGGGGCAGGGUCUUUUGCAGCAGCAUUUUUUUUCAGGCCUAAAAAUAUUUUUCUGCCACUUAGAACCAAGAUUUAUGGCUAAAGGGAUGGAUAUUUGAAUAACUGGCACUGAAAGCCUGAGGGUCCUGGUUGAAAACAUAGUUGUAAGUCAGCUAAAAAUUGUCUGCAGUGGAAGGAGAGUAAAGGAGAUCUGGAACUGGUGUUCAGUAGUUGAUGGAACUUGGUCUUUGAGUGAAAGAGAGUUCUAAACCUGAUUGUGGGAGGGGGUUCAGGGAGUCCGGGAUUGAGGCUACAUCCAAAGCUAUCCAUCUCCACAGCUGCCAGCUUGGAAAGCUCUGGGAUCCUAGAUUCAAAUGGCGAACUUACGUCUCUGUGCAUAAUUUAUCAUGGUUGAGUACAACUGCCAGAAGAGCCUGCCCAUGUUUUUCUGGAGCAUGACUUAAGUCAAGCCUCUGUGUGUGGAAUGCUGCUGCCACGUGUGUAAUUACCUUUGGAGGUAUGGGAGUAAGUCUAGGAGCUCAGGGAUAUGAGAAGGGAUGGCAUUCCCUUUCUGCUGCGUAGUUCUGACAUGCUGCAGUGAUGGAGGAGGUUAGACCAGUGCUGAAACUGUGAUGCUUGCCAGGAAAAUCUAUGAUUGCAGAUAAAUGUGUAUUUGCAAGGUCAGAGUAGUGCUGUACUUGGUAGCAUCACACAUGAGGUUGAGAAUAUGUAGCAAGUUGCGUGUUCUCACUCAGCCCCUGGAGUGAGUUGUCUCUCACAGAAGGCUCAGGACCCUAUUACUUUGUGUAAUGGCUCAUUUUGUAAUAAGAAUACUACUUUUUUUAAUGGUAUAAUCCGUAAGACUCCAAUUAAUGAAAGUAAAGCUUCUUUGAGUUUUUAGAAAACCCUUAGCUGUCAAAUGGAUCAUGAAAUUCAUCUGGUUUGAAAAAAAAAAUCUCUGUAAAGCUUGCCCUCUGUCUUCCAUCCUCCUCCCAAAACUGAGCCACUUGGGAUGCUUUUGAGGCUGGGCUUCCUCUCUGGCGUGAUUUGCAGAGCAGCUGGCCCAGAUAAGGAUGCCAAGGUGAAGAGGGUAUACAGCAUGGCCCAAACAGAGAAGAAAGGUGGGCUGCUCCGGAAAUCUUCAGCCUCCAAGAAACCAUUGAAGGAGAAAGUUGUGUUGAUGUAUGAUGAAAUUUUCACGACAGAGGACCCCAGUAAAUGCAACCCUAGGUUUUGGGAGGAGCUAUUUCUCAUGAAGGUCAACCUGGAGUAUCUAGAAGGCAAGCUGGAGGCUCUGGAUGGGGAAGAAUUAAUGAAGAUAAAAGACAACAUCAACUGCUUGUUUCAGCACUGCAUCCAGGCUCUGGGUGAGGAGCACCCAAUCAGAGUGGUGAAUGCAUUACAGACUUUGUGUGCAUUGAUUCGAGGUGUCCAUCAGAAGAACAAAUCCACUUCUGGGUUUGACAUCAUCAACAUGCUUGUGGGUUUUGACAAGGCAGAGCUAUGUAUGAAGAAUCUGAUGGAGAGCUUGGACUCCCUCCUCUGUGCAGAAGGUUCUGAAAGCCUCAAAAGCUUGUGUCUGAAGCUCCUUCUCUGCUUGGUGACGGUGACAGAUAAUAUUAGCCAGAACACUAUCCUGGAGUAUGUGAUGAUUAACAGCAUAUUCGAAGCCAUUUUACAGAUCCUGUCCAGCCCUCUUAGUCGCAGGGAACAUGGAUAUGAUGCUGUUGUCCUUCUGGCCUUGCUGGUCAACUACAGAAAAUACGAGUCAGUGAAUCCCUACAUUGUGAAGCUCUCCAUUGUGGAUGAUGAGGCCACGCUCAAUGGAAUGGGACUUGUAAUUGCCCAGGCUUUAUCAGAAUAUAACAGGCAAUACAAAGAUAAAGAAGAGGAGCAUCAGACUGGUUUCUUCUCAGCUCUAACAAACAUGGUGGGCAGCAUGUUCAUAGCAGAUGCUGAUGAGAAGAUCUCUGUCCAAACAAACGAAGCAAUCCUUCUGGCCCUCUAUGAAGCUGUUCACUUAAACAGGAAUUUCAUCACAGUUCUGGCACAAAGCCAUCCUGAAAUGGGCCUGAUGACAGCACCAACAAGCCCAGUUCCAACAACACCCGUCACUCCACUUGGAACCACCCCACCUUCUUCAGAUGUUAUAAGCUCUGCAGAGCUGCCUUUGGAUGCUGAUGUGCAAACUAGCAACCUGCUGAUAACCUUCUUGAAGUACAGCUCAAUUGUGAUGCAGGACACAAAAGAUGAGCACCGGCUGCACAGUGGCAAGCUGUGCCUCAUUAUCCUGACAUGCAUAGCAGAGGAUCAAUAUGCUAAUGCUUUUCUUCAUGAUGACAACAUGAAUUUUCGUGUAAACCUACACAGAAUGCCGAUGAGGCAUCGGAAGAAAGCAGCAGACAAGAACCUGCCCUGUCGCCCGCUGGUGUGUGCGGUGCUUGAUUUGAUGGUGGAAUUCAUUGUAACACACAUGAUGAAAGAAUUUCCAAUGGAUCUCUAUGUACGGUGCAUUCAGAUUGUGCACAAGCUGCUGUGCUACCAGAAGAAAUGCAGAGUGAGGCUUCAUUACACCUGGAGGGAGCUCUGGUCAGCUUUGAUCAACUUGUUGAAGUUCCUCAUGUCUAAUGAGACUGUGUUGCUGGCCAAACACAACAUCUUCACCCUUGCUCUUAUGGUUGUGAACCUGUUCAACAUGUUCAUCACUUACGGAGACACAUUCCUGCCCACUCCCAGCAGCUAUGAUGAGCUGUAUUAUGAAAUCAUCAGGAUGCACCAGAGUUUUGACAACCUUUAUUCUAUGGUUCUAAGGCUGUCUACCAAUGCUGGUCAAUGGAAAGAGCCUGCAAGCAAGGUGACCCAUGCAUUAGUCAAUAUUAGAGCCAUCAUCAAUCACUUCAACCCGAAGAUAGAGUCCUAUGCUGCAGUGAAUCACAUAUCACAGCUCUCUGAGGAUCAGGUUCUGGAAGUGGUGCGGUCCAACUAUGACACGCUGACCCUGAAGCUGCAGGACGGACUGGACCAGUACGAGCGCUACUCAGAGCAGCACAAGGAGGCUGCCUUCUUCAAAGAGCUGGUUCGCUCCAUCAGCAUCAAUGUGAGGAAGAACCUUGCCUUCAACACGCUGAGCCAGGAGCUGCUGCUGAAGGAGUUCUCCACCAUCUCCUGAAGCGGGGCCGCCGCUGCGCCGGCUGAGCAGACGGGCCCGCGUGGGCAGGGCGCUCCAGCGCUGCGGCCGGUCACCCCUUGCCUCCUGCCUGCGGAAGGGACUGUGUUUCUUUUAGGGGAACGCCUGCUGCUGUGUGUUUGAUCCCAAAAGAAUGUGUUUAAACAGAACUCGGGCUGAGGAGAGGUGAUUGGUGUGUUGAGGAGAAAGCAUUUUUUUAUGGUGCCGUGGGAGUGGGCAGCCAUUCCUGUGACAUAGCAAUGGGAGAUUCCCUCCACAGCCUCAGGGAAAAUGCACUGGAAACCUUUGUAGCAGAGCUGGGGAGAGCUCACAACUGAAAUAAUAAAACCCGCCCAGCUGUGUGAAACUGUUCUGGGUAGAGAUUGCUUACCUGCUCUAUGGGGAAAGCUCUCUGGUCCCAGGUGAGGGCUGUGGCUUUUCCAUCAGCCUGGAUCAGCAUGUCCACCUGUACUGUAAGUCAAAUCCACUGCCAUCCUAUUGGGAAUGGCUCUGGAUUAUAAAGCAGUUUCCCCAAGGAGCAGACCUUGCUCACUGCUGUCUCCUGAUGUCAGAAGGUGUCACUUCAACCAAGCCAUCAGAUUUCUGGAGAAGGGGAAACUUUGCCUCGAAGGCUGUUGGCUUACAGGGUCCAGUGUGAGCCAGUAUACAAGAAUAUGGAUCAUCAAACAGAGCACUUUGUUACUGGAGACCAGCUCUGCUUCGGGUCACUGUUGCUUCCACUGUUUCUAAGGUAGAUGGACAUUUUUAGGUAUUUAGUUUUCAUGGGGCAGAGGACAGGCUGACUUCUUCUCCCCACUCACCUUAUUGCCCAUCAGAGACUGCUUUGUGACAAUCCUCCUCUUCCUCACAGGAACAUCUGCCUUGCACACAUUUGCAGGUGCCUGGUGACCUUCAUAAAUGAAGAAGUCUCCAGUUUUCCCUUGUGUGUAGCACACAGUUAAAGUGCAUCUGGAGAAGCAGUGACUUCGCUCUCUCGCCCUCCUGUCUUCACCAAGGGACUUACAGCCACGGUCUGCUGAGGGCUUCCUAAGGAAGAGCUCUGGGAUGGUGCUGUGGGGCACAGGCAGGCCUUUCUGCUCCCAGAGCCAGCGCUUCAGAGGUGCCCAGAUCUGGCAGAGCCUGUUCAGAGUGCUGGGGCAGGCUCCCAGCUCAGGAAUACACAGCAUAAACACCCGUUCCACAUCUGUUCCCUGCUCAUGCAUUUUCAGCUCCCAGCAGUGGUGUUAUGAUAUUAGGAUCUGACUUGGUGGACUAAAGUAGAGAAGUUAUUUACAUCCCAGAUCCACAGGGGUUUUUUUUCCUCCCCCUUAGAAAACAGGUGUUUUUUUAAAAAGUGCCUAGUCCUGCUCUUAGCCUUGUAGGUUAGUCUGAGUAAUGUGGAUGUCAUGCUCAUUUGCCACCAUUUUUAGGCAAGGCCUUUUUCAUGCUAAUGUGCGUUAAUUGUGUUAAUGUUUCAUCUUACCUGCUAUGAGCAAGGGAAACUGAAAGCUGUGUCCUUGGCCACCCACUGGGCACAACACCCGAUGAGGUCCCUAUGUUUUCCUGGGGAGCACUGGCUUCUCUCAGCAGAUGAUACUAUUCCUCAGCAGGGAAUUGUCUGGCUUUUAACAGCUAAGCCAGACAUUUAUUUGCUUUCUGCCAUGCAAGUGUAUGGGAAUGUGUAUGUGUCAGAGGGACAGUGCUCAGGAGAGCAAGCAGGCUCCAUAAAAUCACUGCUUGAGAACAGGCUAGGGCAUGUAGAGGAGGCAGCUUUUCCAGUGGAAAACAAGAAACAGAUGUUUGCAGUACAUGGUGCUUGUCUGGGGGGGAUAGAAGGGGAUCUCACCCCUGAGGGGGGAGUUCCUUCUCAAGGGGACUUGAGGUGACUGUUGGAGCAUUGAGUUACCCAGCUGUCCUCAUGCCCCCUGUUCUCUGAGCCUGUUUAGGCUGAGCCUAGAUACAUAUGUGAGAGAGUUUGGGAUGAGUCUGCUUCUGACUCGAAACCUCCGGAAUUUUCAGCUUCUCACUCUGGGCUCAGCUGUCUUGUCUCCCUGACGAUGCUCCCUUGCUGGAUCGUCAUAGAAGCCCAGGCAUGUGUGAGAUCAGUUCCUGAGCCUAGCCCUCAUCCAAGUCUGAGCUGGGGAAGACUGUGAUACAUGUCCUCUUGUCACACUGUCACUGAACCAAGCACUGUAAAUGGAUGUACAUACAAACCUAGAGCUCAAUAAAUAGCAGAGCCC